Molecule: messenger RNA, 660 nt
Organism: Symbiodinium sp. CCMP2456
Lineage: Eukaryota; Dinophyceae; Suessiales; Symbiodiniaceae
Source: the annotation of a GenBank genome assembly
GCAGCCUCCUCCCCCGGCAUCCUGGGUGGCGCAGUUCGACUUCGACGAGCCCAGGGAGGAGCCUGCGGGUGCCAGAAGAGCAGAUGCCUCGAGGUCCCUGGAGGCACAAUUCCUCGAUGCCCCACCCGACCUCGCUACCGGCACGGCGACUGCCAGUCACUCCAGAGAGUCGGUCUCUCCGCCCCCAACGCCCACGCCUUUGGCAACUUCCUUGGGCGCUGAGAACCUGUUUGCGUUGAUCGGCGAUGUCUCACCCAAUGCGCAUCUGUCUCAGCCCCCAAUUCCCAGUGCGCCAGCCAGCACAGUGCCAAAGCAGCCAAGUGCUGUCAGCUCGCCACCGAGCGCCUCGUACCCCGGUGAUGCGACCAGGUGGCCGGCUCCACCCGCACCCCAGUCGCCGUGGGGCAUGGCAGAGCCCCCGAAAGGGCAAGGCAUGGAGGGAUUUGCCAACUUCCCCUCAAGCGGCCCAGCCGCACCAGUCGAUGGGCAGAAAGAUCGCUGGUUGGCUGACUUCGACCCCUUGGCCAAGCCCCAGGCGUCACCGGCUUUGGGCGAAGAGGCCGUCUCAGGAAUGCCGUUCUCUGCCUCCGGAGGCAGCGAGCUUGCGUUUCUGGACAUACAAUGGCAGCAAACCUCCCAAAAGAGCACUGCCAGCCACUA